Molecule: messenger RNA, 724 nt
Organism: Dermacentor silvarum
Lineage: Eukaryota; Metazoa; Arthropoda; Arachnida; Ixodida; Ixodidae
Exons: 3
Source: RefSeq, a predicted model, not a curated record
AUGCGUGAGCCGAUCCCCCCCGAGAAGCGAGUCGCAAUUGGCCUAUACAAGCUGUGCUCGUCGGCCGAAGAUCGAACUGUGGCAAACCUUUUCGGCGUUGGGCGCUCAACCGUCAACAUCAUGUACAGGCAGUUUUGCGAGGCAGUUGUCUCUGUGCUCGAAAGCAACUGGGUCAAGAUGAUUACUGCUGAGGAAAUGGCAAGGCACAUCCAGGAAUUCGAAGCUGUCUGCGGUUUCCGUCAAGGUGUCGGAGCCCUCGAUGGAUGCCACUUUCCCAUUUCGCCACCAAAGGAGCACGCCACAGACUACCAUAAUUAUAAAGGCUGGUACAGCAUCAUGCUGGCGCUUGUGGAUCACAAGUACCGCUUUAGGUAUGUCAACGUUGGUGCCCUUGGACGCUGCUACGACGCCCACGUGUUUGGCCUUUCAAAGCUGUCGAAGAUCAUUGACAGUCCGCUUUUUGAAACCCCGCUUGCCACAAUAGGCAGCAUAGCGGUACCACCAAGCUUUCGAGCUCUGGCGUGGGGAGAGAACGCAGGUGGCUCGGCAGCACGGGCAAACGGCGGCGGCGUUCUGGCCAGGCCGCUGGGUGUGGAACUCGGGCCCGUAGCCCGACUGGUCACAUUCUGCCUACGGGCGGAGAAGCUCGCCGACCUCGGGCAGCAGUUGACGAUCGGGCAGAGUGGCGACUCAAAGGAACGGGUGGGAAGGAGGUCCCGGUCAG